Arabis nemorensis is the source of this 384-nucleotide messenger RNA. The record is from the annotation of a GenBank genome assembly. Lineage: Eukaryota; Viridiplantae; Streptophyta; Magnoliopsida; Brassicales; Brassicaceae.
AUGGUGGAAUUCGUCGAGCGUCGAACUAAACUGACAGUAGGUCCGAUCCAUCGACCACCGUUUCUAACGAAGACGCAGAUCUGUGUAAUCGUAGCUUUGAUUACAAUCUCGACUCCGAUUCUCAUCAAAACGAUUCUUAAAGGAGAAACGCUUCUACAUGAUCGGAGAGUUUGGUUAUCCGGCGCCGUUUUCGUUUACUUCUUUAGUGUUGCAGGGACGAUGCAUAACAUUAUCAAAGAAGUGCCUUUAUUUGUUAGAGAUCAUGAAGAUGAGAGUAAGGUGGUUUUGUUCUACGAAGGUCCAGAUCAUCAGCUUGGAGCUGAGGGAUUUGCUAUUGGGUUCUUGUACACUGUGGUUGGAUUGCUCUUGGCUUGUAAGAGUUAA